Suncus etruscus (white-toothed pygmy shrew) is the source of this 4604-nucleotide messenger RNA. RefSeq names its product RTF1 homolog, Paf1/RNA polymerase II complex component (gene RTF1). Lineage: Eukaryota; Metazoa; Chordata; Mammalia; Eulipotyphla; Soricidae. The transcript has 18 exons. The coding region runs from base 1 to 2148 and encodes 715 amino acids. The record is from RefSeq and is a predicted model, not a curated record. Gene Ontology annotation, molecular function: DNA binding; RNA polymerase II C-terminal domain phosphoserine binding. Gene Ontology annotation, cellular component: Cdc73/Paf1 complex.
AUGCGCGGUCGCCUUUGUGUGGGUCGAGCGGCGGCCGUGGCGGUGGCGGCGGCGGCGGCGGUGGCGGUCCCGCGGGCGGGCGGGCGAGCGGGGAGUCCGGGCGGCGUCCGGCGCGGGAGCCGGGGGGCCAGCAUGGUGAAGAAGCGGAAAGGCCGCGUGGUGAUCGACUCGGACUCGGAGGACAGCGGCAGCGACGAGAACCUGGACCAGGAGCUCUUGUCGCUGGCAAAGCGAAAGCGGAGCGACUCUGAGGAGAAGGAGCCCCCAGUGACUCAGCCUGCUGCUGCCUCCUCAGACUCUGAGACGUCUGACAGUGACGAUGAGUGGACAUUUGGGAGCAAUAAAAAUAAGAAGAAAGGAAAGGCCAGAAAAAUAGAGAAGAAAGGAACCAUGAAGAAGCAGGCCAACAAAACUGCCUCCUCAGGCAGUUCGGACAAAGACAGUUCAGCUGAGAGCUCGGCCCCUGAGGAAGGGGAAGUGUCUGAUUCCGACAGCAACAGCUCUUCCUCCAGCUCUGAUUCCGACUCCUCCUCUGAAGAUGAAGAGUUCCACGACGGCUAUGGAGAAGACCUCAUGGGAGAUGAGGAAGACAGGGCCCGACUGGAGCAGAUGACCGAGAAGGAGCGGGAACAAGAACUGUUCAACCGCAUAGAGAAGAGAGAGGUAUUAAAACGGAGAUUUGAAAUUAAGAAGAAACUAAAAACAGCCAAAAAGAAAGAAAAAAAGGAAAAAAAGAAAAAGCAAGAAGAAGAGCAGGAGAAGAAAAAAAUGACCCAGAUUCAAGAAUCUCAGGUAACAUCCCACAACAAAGAGCGGCGUUCCAAGAGGGAUGAGAAACUAGAUAAGAAGUCUCAAGCCAUGGAAGAGCUCAAAGCGGAGCGAGAAAAGCGGAAGAACAGAACAGCUGAGCUCCUCGCCAAAAAACAGCCAUUAAAAACCAGUGAGGUAUACUCAGACGAUGAGGAGGAGGAAGAGGAUGAUAAGUCCAGUGAAAAGUCUGACCGAUCAUCCAGAACUUCAUCCUCUGAUGAAGAAGAGGAGAAAGAAGAGAUCCCCCCCAAAUCACAGCCUGUCUCUUUACCAGAAGAGCUGAAUCGGGUGCGAUUGUCCCGGCAUAAGCUAGAACGCUGGUGCCACAUGCCCUUCUUUGCUAAGACAGUCACAGGCUGUUUUGUUCGGAUCGGCAUCGGAAACCACAACAGCAAACCAGUGUACCGGGUUGCUGAGAUCACGGGUGUUGUAGAAACAGCUAAAGUUUACCAGCUGGGCGGCACCAGAACAAACAAAGGGCUCCAACUACGGCAUGGCAAUGACCAGCGAGUGUUUCGCCUAGAGUUUGUCUCCAACCAGGAAUUCACUGAAAGCGAGUUCAUGAAAUGGAAGGAAGCGAUGUUCUCUGCUAGCAUGCAGCUGCCCACUCUAGAUGAAAUCAAUAAGAAGGAAUUGUCUAUUAAAGAAGCUCUUAAUUAUAAAUUCAAUGACCAGGACAUCGAAGAGAUUGUAAAAGAGAAAGAAAGGUUCAGGAAAGCUCCGCCCAACUAUGCUAUGAAGAAGACGCAGCUACUAAAGGAGAAGGCCAUGGCUGAGGAUCAAGGGGAUCAAGACAAAGCCAAGCAAAUCCAAGACCAGUUGAAUGAGCUGGAGGAACGGGCAGAGGCCCUGGACCGCCAACGGACCAAGAACAUCUCUGCCAUCAGUUAUAUUAACCAGCGGAACCGGGAGUGGAACAUUGUGGAAUCUGAGAAGGCCCUUGUGGCUGAAAGUCACAACAUGAAAAACCAGCAGAUGGAUCCCUUUACCCGGCGGCAGUGCAAGCCAACCAUCGUAUCUAAUUCCAGAGAUCCGGCUGUUCAGGCUGCCAUCUUAGCCCAGCUGAAUGCAAAAUACGGCUCAGGGGUGUUACCAGAUGCUCCCAAGGAAAUGAGCAAGGGACAGGGCAAGGACAAAGAUUUGAAUUCUAAGUCCGCCAACGACCUCUCAGAAGAUCUGUUCAAAGUACAUGACUUCGAUGUGAAGAUUGACUUACAAGUUCCUAGCUCAGAGUCCAAAGCCUUGGCCAUCACCUCCAAGGCACCCCCCGCCAAGGAUGGGGCUCCCCGGAGAUCUCUGAACCUGGAGGACUACAAAAAGCGACGGGGACUUAUUUGAGCACGCCCAGCCUGCUGCUUCGGACUGCAUGCCCCGUCACAGCGCCCCACUUCCGGUUUUCCUUUCUUUUGCCCUACGGGCUGGAGCGGCAGUGGAGCUGGGAAGAGACUCGACUGCCAAUCAUCUUGUACUAUAAACCAUUUGCUGUAUAGACCCCCCGCCCCCUUGUCUGCAACAUCUCCCACCCACUCUCACUCCUGCCACCCCAGAUGCGGACCUAGGCUCUCUGGGGCUUUUAGAUUUGUGUUUGCCUUCUUUGGUUCUGUUUUCUUUUUGAAACCAACGCAGUUCAUUGGUCACUCUGCACGCAUUCAGUGUUACGUGGAGCUGGGAAUCUCGCUGGUGCGCGGGCCCACAGCAGGCUCACUCUCUCCUAGUCCUGCUGCGAGGAUGCCGCAGGACUGUGGGGCCUCCCACCACUGGACAUUCAGCACCUGAUCCUUGUGGAGGGAGCAGGGACCAGCUUCUGGCCCCUCCUCUCUCACCUAUCUCUUCCUAUCUCCGUGGAAAAGAGGUUUUCAAAACCAAUUUAGUUUCCAAAAAGUGUAUAUUUGUGGGGAGGGAGAGGGUUCUAUUUGCGAGAGUGUGUGAGCGUGUGUGUAUGUGUGAGUCUGUGUGUGUCUGUAAAUGUGUGGAUUUUUUUAUCAUUUUUUUAAAAUGCAGUACUCUUUGUACCAGUCUGUCAUGGGUCUCUAGCUGUUUCAGAUUUUUUCCAGCUGUACUUGAGCAUCUGAAACUGCAAGAAAGUAGCUCAUUAAAUGUGAUUCUUCUUACAAAACAGGCCUGGCUGCUGUAGCUGCGUGACGUCCCCUCCUUGGCCCUCUUCCCCAUCAGCUCUGAGAGACCCCUGCCUGCCUGGAGGCCUUGUCCUAGUAGGCAGGAGGCACCCCAGCAGGUUCUUGGGCCCGGCCCAGGCUGCAGGCUGAAUGUAGAGCUGUUUCUUCUUCCCACCCCCUUCUCCUUGUCUCUUCCUAAUGAUUCUGUUGUGCUGUUUCAGCAAGAAUAAUGUUUUUUUUUUGUUUUGUUUUGGAGAGAAAGUAUUCGACACAACUGUGGAGAGAGAACCACCACAAAAAGGCUUAGGUUGCUGAUGUUCAGAACAUGUGCAGUGUGUGUUUACAUAUAUGUGGAGAGCAUGUAUAUUGUGCAGCUAGGGUGAAGCCAGCCAAGAUGUGUGUGUGUGUCUCUCUGAAAUGUUUGAAAAGAGAUAAGCUGACUGCUUGAUAAUCAUUCUCAGGUGUAAAGCUCCAAGUGUAAAUAAAAGUGGCAUUUAACAAAUCUUUUCAGAACAAAGUACAGCUGAUUAUAUAUACUAGUAACUAAGCUAAAGAAACAGUUGAGCGACUGAUUCCCACCAGACGAGAGAGUUUGAGGCACUCUGCUCUGCUCUGUACUUUACCCUGCAUUUCCGUUUGGAAGGGGGUUGGUGGGAAAUUAAGGAAUUAAGUUGUGUUGAAACAUAAAAUUGAACUUGGUAAGUCUCCUGAGCUUAGCAGCACCUCGGUGUUCCUUUAACUUAGUUUACACGAUUUUAUUUUAUAAAGGAAAAAAAAGCAACAGAUGGUUUUUAAAACAAAUCAUGACCAUAAAAUUGCCAACUGUGACAGUCCCACUGCUUGGUGGUAGCUGUGACACAGUUGGAUUGAGCUGAGGAGCGGCCAUGGACUCAUUAAAAUCAUACAAACUUGAACAGUCCAUGGGCCUAUGUGCCCACUUGUAUGAAUCAGGAAUCGCAGGCUGCUGGAACCUCGAGGGCCUAUCAUGACAAACUGGGACUUUCUGAUUUUAAAAGAUGUGAUAAAUGAUAGAAUCCGUAUCAUUGCUGGAGUCUUUCUGAUCCACCAUGUAGAACUGUUUUUAGUUAUCCUUGGGAUUUGGAGAUGUGUCUACUACAUAUUAUGGCUAUGUAAUAAAAUUUCUAUUAAAAUUGCAUUACACUGUAGCCACUUUGCCACUACCUCCCCCACAUUCAGCUGCUGAGACGCCAGCACGGCAGAAUGAAGAGUCAACCAAAGACCAGCCAUCAGCAGCUGAGCUCCUGCUCUGGUGAUUGGAAUCAUGAUCUGUGUCCAGGUUCAGCCUUGGAACCAAAAUCAAGGCCAGGCGGAGUCCCAUGCAGCUGUGGCGUUGGGUUUCGUGAUACUUCUGCUGUGGUGGCCUCUCCACUCCUGGCCCACCUCCCUGCGGUUUCAGUGCUAAAGGGGUGCAGCACUUAAGUCUGUUUUAUACCUUUUUAACUUCCAAGAACUGGAAAGGCCAAUCUCCAUCUGCCUAGCUCCUGCUGUAGUUCUGUUUGUCUUGCCUCUGACAGGUUCGGGGAAAGUCUUGCCUGCAACUUCCCUUCCAAAAUCAUGUUUUUUAUCUCUGUCUAAACCUGACCUGUCGCUCAAACUGUACAGAUAUUUGUAAAUAAACUCUAUGCCCUGUUUUAACAAAGGGGUCAGACUUCCCCAAGG